This is a messenger RNA of Cyprinodon variegatus (sheepshead minnow), 5819 nucleotides long. It is a transcript of the gene cdk13, whose product is annotated as cyclin-dependent kinase 13. NCBI's taxonomy places the organism in Eukaryota, Metazoa, Chordata, Actinopteri, Cyprinodontiformes, Cyprinodontidae. Gene Ontology annotation, biological process: transcription elongation by RNA polymerase II; positive regulation of transcription elongation by RNA polymerase II; protein phosphorylation. The transcript has 14 exons. Gene Ontology annotation, cellular component: nucleus; cyclin/CDK positive transcription elongation factor complex. Bases 887 to 5128 code for a protein of 1413 amino acids. The record is from RefSeq and is a predicted model, not a curated record. Gene Ontology annotation, molecular function: RNA polymerase II CTD heptapeptide repeat kinase activity; ATP binding; cyclin-dependent protein serine/threonine kinase activity.
UGUAGUUCGAACGCCGCUCGGCCCUCGGUGCUCUGAACCGUUAGCCACGUUACGCACAAACUUAUUCUAUUUUCGACAUGAAUCCAAAGUGUUUUUGAUCCGCAUCCUGCGUCAGCGUGAUCGCUGUAUUUGGACGCCGGUGUAAAGGAGAUGGAUCAUCAGCCCGGCUGGAUCAGUUUAGAGAGCAGCUUGUUUUGAAUGGCUUUUGUUUUCCUGCCCGAAUCGCCUGGAACUCCACGCAAGGAGAAAGGGGAGCUAGCGAGGCUAAGCUGUUAGCAGGCUAAUCACUUCCUUGUUGCACACCGGAGUGUGAUUGGAGGCGAGAAGAAGUUUCAAAGGGAACGUUUUUCAUUUUCUGCAAUGUAACACUGUCUGCUGAAUAAUCUUAAAGAGUCGAGUGGAUUUUACUGUAAAAGAAUAACUCUCUUUCUUAAUAACUUGAGCUUUUAUGGGCCUCUGUGGGCGAUUCAAUGGAAUGCGACUGUGAACCAGAGCGGUUAGCUAGAGAAAGCUAGCUGGUUAAAGAGAUUAGCAUUGGCUAACAAAUUCUUGGAGACAGCCAACCCGGAGCACAAUGCUCGAGUGCCGACUGCUUUUUUGACUCCUCAAUAGAUUAUAUGAGGGUGGGGGGUGUGGUUUGUUCUUUUCUUUUGUCACCAAUUAUCGUCAUUCGUUGGAAAUUACUCCGGACUCUUUGUUGUGCUAGCUGUGGAAUGGAAACGCUAAGCUUUUGAUCCUGCUAGCCUGACGUCAGCCAAGUAGCCUGUUACACCGAUGGCCAAAUGUUUUGUUUAGCAACACGUCGGCGUAUAUAUUUUUAACACAACACGUCUUCGUAUUCCGAACUCGGUAGUAGCUUUGUUUUUUUUUUUUAUCUGGAAGCUAAAUGCCCAAUUCGGAGGUGCUCCGCGAGGGUCGCGGACGGAGCCCCUCUGAACAGCGACAUGCUAACAAGCAGGACAGGAGGAGUAAGCCGGGGAGCACACAGCGAGACAGGCACAGGGAGAAGAGGCGAUCAGCGGUCGGCCGGAAAAAGAAACGCAGGCAGAGGAACAGAUCCCUGUGGCCCAUCGGUGCGACAGAACAAGCUCAAAACAACCGAAAAGGCGCUUUCGAUAAAGAGCUCGAACUUCAGACUCUAGUGGAGUAUGACGAUGUUAGCUCUCAGUCGGAGCGGUUCUCUGGAAGCCCGUCUCCUAAACUUUACCCUCAUACCGACAGUUUGUCAGUGGAUCGACUUAGCGACGUAGAUUUGGGGGAGUUUAACGGACCAGCAUCCCCAGUAAGAUCCCAACUGGGGGUUCAGGAGACAGUAUGCCUGACUAAAGAUGGCAUAACAAGAGGACAAUCGACGAAGAACAAGCAGGGAAAAGAGAGUACUAGAAAGAAGGAUCGCCACAGCCGUGAGAGAGACUCCUCAAAAGUCAGGGGUGGGAGUAGUCUGGGUAGCUCAAGGAAUCACAGAGACACCACAAAGACUGGGGACAGGAAUGGCAGAAGGACUUCCUCAUCUCAGACCUCCCAAUCUGCAGACAAAAAGGAUCCAAAAAGGCACAAAAGUAAAACAAGGUCCGAGAAAGAGCCUCCAUCUGCCUACAGAGAAGCUCCACAAGCUUACAGAGAUGAUCGGGAGGAGCUCAAGGGGUACAGGAGAAGCCCUGGGUUUAAAGCAGACAGUCCCUAUGGGACAGCCUAUACAUACAGCUACCAGUCCCCUGGUGGGUUCAACCAGGUGAUAUCUAGAAGGAGUCCAACAUUCGGAAGUAAAAAACUUUCCCCCAGUUCCACUUAUUAUAGCCGGGACUCGGAUGUAUAUGGAGCGUAUGGUGUUACAAAGUCACCCAGUUCUUAUUCCAGCAACAAGAGGAAGCGGUCUCCAUCCAGUCCAGUUAACUGGCGAAGGUCACCCAGUUUUAGCAGACAUAGUCCAUACGAGCAGGGGGAGUUCGCUCCAAGUCCUUAUGGGAAUCGGAGAAGAUCCCGAAGCCCUUACAGGAAGUCCGUCAGUCCAAGUCCAGAUGUCAGACGAUCUGCUAGGUCCCGAAGCAGAAGUCCAUAUUCAAUAUCAAGGCAUUCGCGUUCCCACAGCCGCCACCGGCACUCUCGAUCCCGCAGUCGCCCCUCCAGCCUCUCGCCGAGCACUCUCACCUUCAAAUCCAGCCUUGCCGCCGAGCUCAGUAAGCAGAAGAAAGCCAAAGCAGCAGAGGCCGCUGCCAAGGCCAAGAACUCGAGCAGCACGUCUACACCGACCAAAGGUUCUUCAUCUGCUCCUCAGCCAAGUCCCAAGUUGAACCACAUAACCAGGAAGGGGCGUCCGCCCUCUCCACCUCCACCAGAGAAGGGACCCAGAACGCCAUCAUCCAGCCGGCCGCAGUCCCCUUCAGAUAAGUUGCCCAAGAAGACUAUAGAACGUCAGACCAGCAAGGACAGGGAUGGGAAGGUGAGAGAUGAUUCUAUACACAGAGACAAGAGGAAAGUGGGAGCAUCAGGACCGAUCAAAGACAAGGAACGAGCUGCAGCGCCAGUUAUUUCUACACUGCCACCUCUACCAAUGCCCCCAACAGUUGAAAACUUGGAUAAAGGAGAAAGUUUUAAGGAGACCUCAGUAAAGAAGAAGACGGAGAAGAAGCCCCGGCAGCUCCUGACCGACCUGCCUCUGCCGCCUGAGCUGCCUGGCAGCACCUCGUCCCCGCAAAACUCGCCUGAGGACAAAAAGUCCCAAACGCUUCGUCGAAGACCAAGAAUCUGUGGUCCAAGAUUUGGUGAAAUUAAAGAAACAGAGAUUUAUUGGGGAAAGCGAUGCGUGGACAAGUUUGAGAUCAUUGGAAUAACAGGGGAAGGGACCUACGGUCAAGUUUACAAAGCUAAGGACAAAGACACUGGUGAGAUGGUGGCUUUGAAAAAGGUUCGACUGGACAAUGAAAAAGAAGGUUUUCCAAUCACCGCCAUUAGAGAGAUUAAAAUUCUGCGACAGCUCAAUCACAAGAGCAUCAUAAACAUGAAGGAGAUCGUCACCGACAAGGAAGAUGCUCUGGACUUUAAGAAUGAUAAAGGCGCUUUUUAUCUAGUAUUCGAGUACAUGGACCAUGACCUGAUGGGCCUGCUGGAAUCAGGACUGGUUCACUUUAACGAGAACCACAUCAAGUCCUUUAUGCGGCAGCUACUAGAGGGCCUGGAUUACUGCCACAAGAAGAACUUCCUUCACAGAGACAUCAAGUGCUCCAAUAUACUGCUCAAUAACAAAGGUCAAAUAAAGCUGGCAGACUUCGGACUUGCUCGUCUGUACAACUCUGAAGAGAGUCGUCCAUACACCAAUAAAGUGAUCACACUGUGGUACCGUCCACCAGAGUUGCUUUUGGGGGAGGAGCGGUAUACACCGGCUAUUGAUGUAUGGAGCUGUGGAUGCAUUCUGGGAGAACUCUUCACAAAGAAGCCCAUCUUUCAAGCUAACCAGGAGCUCGCACAGUUGGAGCUCAUCAGCCGAAUCUGUGGCAGCCCUUGUCCUGCUGUUUGGCCAGAUGUCAUAAAGCUUCCCUUCUUUAACACCAUGAAACCAAAGAAGCAAUACCGGAGACGCCUACGGGAAGAGUUUGCUUUCAUCCCACCGUCUGCCCUGGACCUCUUCGACCACAUGCUGAACCUGGACCCAAGCAAGCGCUGCACUGCUGAGCAAGCACUGGGCAGCGAGUUCCUGAAGGAUGUAGAUCCAGACAAAAUGCCUCCUCCAGAUCUUCCCCUUUGGCAGGAUUGUCACGAGCUGUGGAGUAAGAAACGUCGCAGACAGAAGCAGAUGCCUGAAGAGCUGGUGGCCCCCAAGGCUCCCCGGAAAGAGCUUGGCCUCGAUGACAGCCGCAGCAACACUCCGCAGGGUUUUUCUGCCCCGGGGGGCAUCAAGGCACCAAAUGCAGCCGCUUCUGCUCUGCUAGAACCAAAGGGUCCAAAUUCCCAGUUCACCCAGGAGCAGUUGGCGGUCCUCUUGAACCUACUGGGCCAGCCCAAGAGUACAAUCAACACAGCCCAGUUUGUUCAGUCCAUGAGUACAAAGGUUAACCAGGAGGCCCUGCAGCAGCUCACUAAAGCCUUAGCUCCUUCUGACCCAUCCGAACCCACGGCCCAGCCCACCCCCACUAAGCCCCCACAGCCUCCUGCUCCAGCAGGAGUCCCGCGCACACCUCCGAUGCCCAAGCCUCCUUCGCCCCCCAUGUCCGCACCGCCCAGCAUUCAAGAGGGCGAGACGGCAGCCGCCACGCAGACGGCUGUGACCAUGCUGCUAGCUCAGCUGCUCCAGGCUCAGCAGGCUCAGAGGCAGGAAGCGAGUGAUGGCGGGGAGGUUGGAGAGAGCACCAACCCUGCUGCUGCCGCACUCCCACCACCAACACUUCCACCAGCAGACGUCCAACAGCCUCCAGAACCCAGUCCAGUUUCUCCAGUUUCUGAGGUUGGUGGCAUGUCCAUCCUCCCCCCAGACCAGCGCCCCCCUGAACCUCCAGAACCACCUCCACACGCCGAUCUGGAUUACCGGCAACCACCGCCAGAGCCCAAGCUGGGUCAUGCUCCCCCGAUUGCUUCUUCAAGCGGGAGUGAUGGCGGGCGGCCCCCAGAGCCUGACUACCCCCCUCUUCCUUCUGCGGAGGGCUCUGCGUACAGCCAUCCUCCUCCUCCGCCGUUCACUCCUGCAAGCUUCAGGGACAGCUACAUGGGGCACAUGCUGGGUGGAGGCCUACCGUCUCACACUCUGAGGGAAGUUUUCAGCGGGCCAGGACAGGCCGGCGGAUCCUCAAACAGUGCCGGGGUUCUGCCACCAGCCCACCCAGACCAGUUCCCACCUGGAACAGCAGUAGCUGCAACAUCUGGACCCAGCAGCCUGCUGUUCAGUGGGGACAAGGACCACAGAUUCGAGUACAAUCACAGUCCUUUACCUGUGGAGGGACAGCCCAACCCCGGCGCCAUCCACAUGUACAACCAUGCCAUGGCUAGAAAGGAUGGGGUUCCUCCCCCGCCUCCUAUCCCAGCACCAGGACAGCCCUGGGGGUCUCCAUCUCAAAUCGGGGCACCACCUCUCCCCCUUGGGUUUGUUCCACAUGUGAAUUCCACAGCAGCAAUCAGAGGAAGAGGGCUGCCUUUCUGAAAACCUGGAAACUUUUCAUGCAACGAAAGACAGGCGGCUGUUCAACUGCGGAACCGUUUUGUUUUUAGUCGGAUGGAUCUGCUGAUGCAAAUUCCGUUUUAAUAAAUUAAUUCUGUGUAAAGCGUUGUAUUUUCCCUUGAUCUGGAAUAUGUUGCAGAAGGACAAAUGAAUAACACCACGAGCUUUUCUCGCUCAUACUGUUUUCAUAUUUUUUGUAAUUAUUUUGCUGUCUUUUAAAUUAAACUUUUACCUUUUUUUGUUUUUGGAUGUACAGUGUCAGGCCGGGUAAAAUUUAAUCUCUACCUUUAGCCUUUCUGUAAUAACCUGAGGAAGAGUAGUAUUAUUGUUUUGCACUACUGACCAAAGUAGGCAGAAACUAUUUUGGCAAUGAAAGGAAACGGAUGCACACUUAUUGUGACUGAUGUGGUGUCGACUUUUGGCUGAGAACUUCAGUGCAGGGAGUUUAUUGUAGGACUGAGACUGGGUAGCACUUGUACAACCACAGCACAUCCCAUCUUGCAUCAUAAAGAUUUGGAAAACCAUGGAAAUACUCGGCAGUGUCAAAGAAACAAAUUGGCGAGAGAAACAAACUGAUCCAGAAGUUUUUUUUUGUUUUUCUUUUUUGUACUAAAAUGAUUUGUCCUCCUCCCUUGUCCUUUGGCAGAUGUUUAUUAAAGAAAUGCCAACAGUG